Messenger RNA from Mercenaria mercenaria, 1911 nucleotides. RefSeq names its product putative methyltransferase-like protein 7A. Gene Ontology annotation, molecular function: S-adenosylmethionine-dependent methyltransferase activity. Bases 75 to 824 code for a protein of 249 amino acids. The transcript is spliced from 2 exons. NCBI's taxonomy places the organism in Eukaryota, Metazoa, Mollusca, Bivalvia, Venerida, Veneridae. The record is from RefSeq and is a predicted model, not a curated record.
ACGAUAAUAUAACAACUCGGUCAAGCGGGUAGGUGUAGAUAUUGUUUAGAAGUAAACGUAUUUUCAGCUAGACAAUGGAAACUGAAGGAGUUCAAAGUUUUCCUUUCUACAAAACCGCGUUCGUAUUUGUGGUUUUAGGAAUAAUCUGGUAUUUUCGUGAAAAAAUACUGUACAAAAGCUAUAAGAAAUACGUCGCAUGGCUGAUAAAUAAAAUUACCGAAAAUAUUAAAGACGGAUUAAAAGACGAGAAGACCCGGCUGUUUAAGUUUCUACAUGAUUUUAAAGAUCAACAGAAGAAAAACCUGACGAUACUUGAGAUUGGAUCUGGCACAGCUCCUAAUUUGUCCUUCUAUCCGGCAAAUACUAAGGUGGUUUGUCUGGAACCAAAUCAGCACUUUGAUAGUUACGCAACUGAAAACGUCAAAAAGGAAGAAAAUUCGAUCUCCGUAGAUUUUGUACAUGGAUAUGCAGAGGCUUUGCCAUUCGAAAAUGAAACAUUUGACAUUGUAGUGUGCACUCUAGUGUUGUGUUCUGUUAAAGAUAUGAAGAAGUGUUUGCAAGAAAUCAAACGAGUCCUGAGACAGGGCGGGAAGUGCGUCUUCUUAGAGCAUGUGGCAUAUGAUGACAAGACGUCUUGGGCUUGGACAAUUCAGUGCGUAAUAAAUCCAGUUAACUGGCUGGUCUUCGAUGGCUGUGAGACAAUACGCGACACAGAAACCUACAUUAUGGCUGCUGGGUUCUCAGAUGUCAAUGUAAAACGGUUUCCACACAAGCCGUUUCCUGUUUGGAUCAGACCAUGCAUAAGUGGACUUGCUACAAAAUGAUUGAAAUGGAAAUACGGGGAAACGUACCUGCUGUAAUGUAUAGAUUGUGAAAUUAGAAUUCAAACUGUUGGACUCCUCAUAUAAAUCAGAUUUGGUUUUCUCUGAGUAUUUUCUAUUUUCUUUGCCAUUUUGGCUGUGUACCAAUAGAUGCAAGGGACGAAGUUCAAGUGUAAUUCAGAUGCUAUUACAUUAUGUGAAAACCAGUUGUUUGAUUUUUAACUGUGUAUUUGAUUUCAGCAGGAACUAGAACGAACUCAUAACAAGUUAAUCUAGUGUAAUAUUUUGAUUUUUUCGUAUUCCACUUUGACCUGUCAUGUAAAAGUGUUCUUAACACGACUAAGCCAUUCUGAUGAGCGUUCAUUGACAUGAUGGUUAUUUAAACAAGAGUUUUUAUACGGAUAACCUGGAACUUAAUUUGUACAGUAUUAAACGAUACGUAUGCAUUCGUUGAUUUCUAACGGGAAUCUGCCCGAUUUCCCCGAUUAGCACUUUUCCUUGAGUUCACUAAUUUCCUUUAAAGUAUAUUGCCAUUCCCGAAAGAAAUAACUUUGCCUUUUUUUUCAGUAUUACUUAAUGAGCUGCUUUCAUGGUAUUUAUACAUGUUUUUAUCUCGACCAAAACAAUUUUGAAUUUUAAGAUUAUUAUUUUCCCAAAUUUAUUUAUUCAUUUCCUUCCUAUAUCAUUGACACUGGUUUCUCCAAAUAAGUCUGUGAACGAAUCUUUUUUUAAAACCAAUAACUUUCGAAUGAUUUUAUGAUGUUGGUCCAUUUUACACUCGUAAAACAAAAACAAAAUGUUGUCAUCCAUUCUAUAUAUAUUCUGGAUACACACGUGAAAAGUACCAAGUUUCAAAUCCUGAUGUUUGUCUUUAUAGCAUUGUGAUACUAUAAUAAAUAUCGUUGUUAGAUACAUGUGGAUGUUGUUUGUAAAUGUGUAAUCAUUAUUCAAGUUUGAUAAAUAUGUGUCUAUAUGGUCUAUAUGGUAAAAUAUAUGUUACAAGUGCAUAAAAUAAUGUUUGAAUGAAUCUAUCAGUAUCUGAAUAUAAACAUGUAACUGUAAUAAAAAUAAAACCGUAUACCCCUCCUUA